This is a messenger RNA of Rosa rugosa (rugosa rose), 2105 nucleotides long. RefSeq lists its product as uncharacterized. The record is from RefSeq and is a predicted model, not a curated record. The coding region runs from base 227 to 2014 and encodes 595 amino acids. NCBI's taxonomy places the organism in Eukaryota, Viridiplantae, Streptophyta, Magnoliopsida, Rosales, Rosaceae. The transcript is spliced from 8 exons.
CCGCACAUAUGUACACAUGUAAAUGGUUCGAUAUAACCAACCCCCAAAGUCCAACCAAACAUCAUAGCACAGCUGAAUUGGACACACCAAAUCCCUGUUUCUUCUUUUUGGGUCUUCCUCAGACUCUGUAAAUUUUCUCCUUCAUUUCCUUCCAAUUUUGACUUCCAUUUCUAGAUAUUGGAUAGAGAAUGCAACUGUAACAAGAAGAGGAAGAAGCAGAGAUAGAAUGGCGGUCUCGGCUUUCAAAUCCUCCACCAGAAGAAGCAAUCCCACCGGUGCCUCAACUUCUUCAUCAUCAUCAGCUAUUUCUAAACGGAGCACCGAUAUAGAUAUUAGUUCAACCAAGAAACCAAACCCACCAAUCAGAAGAUCCAGAAGUGUCAGCGCUUUCUCAAGGACCACCACUCUCGACUCUCAAGAUAAUAUUUUCUUGAACAAGAGAGACAACCCUCUCUUCUGGUCUACGGAUUCCCCAACCGCUGUUGACCCCAAAACCCCGCUAGUCAAACCCGACAAAGAUUCGAGGCCGGCAACCUCGUCCAGUGUUGCUGAUUCUAGAAGGGGACGGUCGGUGUCGCGGAACGCCGAUGUUUUGGUCGGUCGGAGCCAGUCCGGAGUUGACUCGGGUCGGAGCCUGUCCAGAGUCGACACUGGCCGUCGCAACCGCUCCGUUUCCCGGUGUCCGGAGCCCAGGGGGCGUUCCGUCAUUUCCAAGAGUGAAGAUGAACAAGAAUGUACUUCUUCAUUGAAUAAAGGGGAGGAAGGCAAAAAGGGUGGGUUAGUUAGAACUAGCUCUGAUGAGUUGGAUCAGUUGAAGGGCUUAAGGACAUGGUCCAGUCAGCAUUCACCUUUCCAGCCUUCACAUGCAAACUUGUCCAGCUUGCAAUCUUCGAAUUGGGAAGACGGAGUUUCCACCGCAAGUUCCUUAUCUGGAGCCGAAGAGAAAACUUUUAAAGCAGCUUGUGAACAGAUGAAUAUAAAUUAUGGACAUUCCGGUGAUGAUUUGUCGGUUCAAGCAGUUCAUUUGGAAAAUGAUACCACAAGCAGCAAUAUAUAUGAAACAGUUCGAUCUGAAGUGAGACGUGCUAUCUCUGAGAUUCAAAUUGACCUUGAAAGUGCUAUGCGAAGGGGCAAUACUCCGGCACUAGCAACUUCUGACAUUUCUGAUAUCCCUCCCGACCUGGUAAAUCCAAGUGCAGUUGAAUUAGUUUUGGACAUCAGAAGAGAAUAUGCCAAAAAACUUGAGCAGUCUAAGGAACGGGCUAGCAAACUUCAAUCAGAUCUGGCUGUUGAGGAGCACCGUGGACAAGAGCUCAGCAGAAUCCUGAAGGAAGUACUUCCAGAUCCCAAGAUAUCUAAUGCGCCAAAAUCUCGUCCUGGAAGAAAAGCUAGCAUUGAAAGAAGAAAGAUGUCAAAACGUCUAACAGAAGAAGCUCUGGCCUAUUUUGAUGAGUGCGUAUCCCUAUCAACUUUUGAUAGUUCUGACUUCUCAUCGCCAGAGGAUCCACCUUUCAACUUAGUUGGUAUUAAUACCCCUGUUGAUAAAAGUCUAUCUUUACUCCAAGAAAGUUCAAGUGCUUCAGUCAUGAAUAGCUCAAACCGUAGCCUCAAUGAAAAACAGGCAUUGAGCAUCCAAAGUCAAUUUACCAAUGCCCACAAUCCUUCAGGACUAAUGGCUAGCAGUGGUCCUGGGGAGCCAACCUUGAAUCAGAUUAGUCCUCACAGUGCCAACAGAGCGAAAGAUUGGAAAUUCUCAUUUGCUCAUACGCCAGCUGAAACCCUUGAGCUUCAACAAGACAUUAGGAAGUACAUCAGACAUUUUGAGAAAGAUGACAUGGAAUUGCAGUGUGUAAGAUCCAUCUCUUGUGACUUGGGUGAGUAUAGCUUGCAGGAUGCAGCACAAAGUUAUAUGUUUGACAGGGUUUUAUUUGGAAAUAGAAUAGAGUCGAGGGGUAUUUUACUGUGUGGCAGUGGUAUUUCAAGUUCAUUUUCUCCAUUUGCUUCUUUUUUCUGAAAGAACACACCAGUUGUUGAAGGAAGAAUGUUUGAUUGUAAAUUUAGUUUUUACAAAAAUGAUUUUGAAUGAAUGAGUAAAUUUUGUAGCA